AUGGAGAACUCAAAUCAAACCUCAUCAUCAAACAGAUUCAUCCUUCUUGGCCUCACCAAUAUCCCAUACCUUCAGGCAAUAUAUAUGUUAUUAUUCUUUAUAAUCUAUAUAACCACACUGUCAGCAAACUCUCUGCUUAUCAUUGUAGUGAGGAUCAAUGAGCAGCUGCAGACACCCAUGUACUUUUUCCUGAGCAACCUCUCCAUUUUAGACAUUUGUUUAUCUUCCACCAUAGUACCCAGAAUAAUUAUAAAUAUCCUAUCACAGGAUCGAAGUGUUUCUCUCUUAGAUUGUGCAUUGCAGAUGUUCUUUCAUGGAGCUAUAGGAGGGACGGAGUGUUUGAUUCUGGCUGUUAUGGCCUAUGACAGGUAUGCAGCCAUAUGUCAACCAUUACACUACAAUACAGUUAUGAACAAGACAUUCUGUAUCUGUGUAGCUACUGGAUCAUGGACUUCUGCUUCUAUCAGUGCUUUUAUCCAUGUUUUUUUUACCUUCCAACUGCCUUAUUGUCGUUCUCACAACCUUAACCAUUUUUUCUGUGAGAUUCCUCCUAUCUUACGUCUUUCUUGCAGAGAUACUUGGCCCAAUGAGUUAGCCAUGUAUAUAACAGCUGGUAUUAUUGCCAUGUGCUCAUUCUUUUUUACUCUCAUUUCAUAUAUUCAUAUAAUCUCCAAUAUUCUGAAGAUCCAUUCCACUGAUGGAAGAAAAAAAUCUUUCUCCACGUGCACAUCCCAUCUCACAGUGGUCUCUCUGUUCUAUGGCACCAUCUUUUCCAUCUAUAUGAGCCCUCCCUCUGCAUAUUUAAGCGUAGGCAAAACAGUGUCCAUUAUUUAUUCAGCUGUGAUCCCAAUGCUGAACCCUAUCAUUUACAGCAUUAGAAAUAAAGAUGUCAAAGGCACCAUAAGAAAACACAUGAAUACGCACAUUGCUGAAAAGUCCUAAAGAACUUCUAUUUAUUGGACUCAUCAGCACAUUGUACAUUGCAGAGCAUUACAGUAUGAAUUAGAGAUCCAGUAGUUGAUGAAGGGUAAAGAUCCAUGUGUGGUCUCUUGUUCUUGAACAAUUUCAGUGAAUGGGGCAUAUUUAUCUGAUCAUAAUACCUUUGCAGCCCUGC
Messenger RNA from Xenopus laevis (African clawed frog), 1114 nucleotides. Its product is annotated as olfactory receptor 5G3. NCBI's taxonomy places the organism in Eukaryota, Metazoa, Chordata, Amphibia, Anura, Pipidae. The coding region runs from base 1 to 942 and encodes 313 amino acids. The transcript has a single exon. The record is from RefSeq and is a predicted model, not a curated record.